Molecule: messenger RNA, 1863 nt
Organism: Penicillium cinerascens
Lineage: Eukaryota; Fungi; Ascomycota; Eurotiomycetes; Eurotiales; Aspergillaceae
Exons: 3
Coding region: 1-1863 (620 amino acids)
Biological process (GO): positive regulation of transcription by RNA polymerase II
Molecular function (GO): DNA-binding transcription factor activity, RNA polymerase II-specific; zinc ion binding; sequence-specific DNA binding
Source: RefSeq, a predicted model, not a curated record
AUGUCUCGCCCCAAGCAGAGAGAGAUUGCCUGCGCUCGUUGUUUUCGCUUGAAGCGAAAAUGCGACCAUGCGAAGCCUACCUGCGGUGAAUGUCGCCGGAAAGGCGCCGAGUGUCUGCCGGCCAGGUCGCGCAGGACCGGAGAUAGCGUGACCGUUCCGUUCGCCUACCUGAAAGAAUUGGAGAGAAGAGUCGCCGAGCUGGAAGACUCCCCUCGUUCCGUUCAUGGGGAGAUGUGCGAUGCAGGAGUCCAGACGGACUUGAUCCUGGAGGAAAUCAUGGAUGCGCCUUCAAAGCCACUUCGGAUGCCUUUGAAUUCCAUGAAAGACAAGUCGAGUUGGAUGGAAUUACCAGAAGACAACGCCCUUGUAUUAUUUUCGGAAGUACAACCCAUCCGUAUAUCUCGAUCACCCUCUCGAACUUCAUUUACAAACUUAUUUUUUCCAUGCAACGAAAACCUCGACUUUCUACGAUUCGAUGACGGACCGGUUUACCCGCUUAUAAGCGACGACUCCCUAUGGCUCACCGAACUUUACACCAAUAUCUACUUCUUAAUAUCCCACCGCGAGUGGCCCUUCCUGAACGAGUCCGCUUGUAGAACUUGGCACUGCGAGGAGACUUUCGACGGACAAGAAUGGAAGUGUUUCUUCCUACAGAUGGUCUACGCCAUUGGCGCAUCGUUAUGCAAUACCAUGCACCGAGAUCCUGCACACCUGAGACGAUCGAAAGAAUUAUACGCCUCCGCUUUGACGUAUUAUCCACAUGUGGUGGGGAACUCCUCGAUGGUGCUGCAGGUCCAAGCAUCGCUUCUUCUGAUUGUCUAUGCACUGCACUCACCUUCGUCGGAGGAGAUUGCCACCGGUGUCUCUUCAAUAUUACCAUUCUGUACAGCUACGAUGACCGAGAUCCGCAAACAUGCGCGCGAUCUUCGAGACGAUGAAUCUGCCGUUGCUGGGGAGUAUUGGACAGAGAACAUGUUCAUUACGUGUUAUAUGUUGAAUGAGGUUAUUGCUUCUGGUUGGGAUCGGCCGAUGUCUGCUGCGUAUCGUGCCGUGGAUGACGAUCUGUGUAUCCUGGGAGAUACUAUCCAGCCUCCCGUCAACACGAAUCCCGCCCUGGGCCAUCUCUUCCGACUACGAAAGAUUCAAUCAAACAUCAGAAGAUCACUCGAGCGAUCUCGUUGGCAGUUCUCUGAAGAGAAGGAUGAUUUCAACUCCUCGUUAAAGUCGGCACUGAAUAUUUGGAGACAAGACAUUCCGCGAUACGGAACUGCUAAUGUCUCGUGUGGCUACUUCCAUCCAAAUUGGAUGACGAAGCUGUACGACUACAGUAUUUUGAUUUUGAUGGAGGAGAAACGCAACUUCCUGGACCACGAAGGGAUCGAGGAUAUUUUCUCUGCCGUCGCCGAGGUCUGUAUGAAGUACCGGAAUUUCCAGGAGGAAGGACAUGUGCUGUGUUUUACCUGGUCUGCACUUGUGUUUCAAUUCCGGGCUGGUAUCAUGCUUCUAUACCUUAUCUGGGCGACAGUGUCCACGAAUAAUCCAGCUUUCCAGCAACGACACCAAGCACAUGAAUACGCAGAAGCAAUCGGAGCUUGCACAAAGAACUUGGCUUGCUUCGCAGACCGGUGGGAUGAUGCCGUGCCGUAUUAUAAACUGUUCCAGUUUUUGCACCAGAAGGCAAUGUGGGAUGCCGAUACGUCGGCACUGGAGAGUCUCCCGUCACUGGAGGAGGCCGAGUGUUAUCUGGAGCAACUCAAGAAGAAGUACCUACACCGAGCUAUACUGGGGAUGAUAGAGGAUAUGAUGUAUGGUGGUUGUAUGCGAUAUGAGGCAGACCUGGACACGUUUGUGACGGGCAUGUAA